Molecule: messenger RNA, 2062 nt
Organism: Amaranthus tricolor (Joseph's coat)
Lineage: Eukaryota; Viridiplantae; Streptophyta; Magnoliopsida; Caryophyllales; Amaranthaceae
Product: protein disulfide isomerase-like 5-4
Exons: 15
Coding region: 215-1663 (482 amino acids)
Cellular component (GO): endoplasmic reticulum; COPII-coated ER to Golgi transport vesicle
Source: RefSeq, a predicted model, not a curated record
AUGAAACACGCCGGCUACUAAAUUGUGCUGUUGAACCCGGGAAGAUAAUUAUAGAGCGAGUGAGAGACAAAAAGACGUGCGUUUGACACUCGUUAAUUUCAUCACAGAAGAGGACUGAGAUCUCCAUUUCUCUCUCCGUCUUCUACAGAUCCAUUUUUCUCUUUUAUCUUCUCUCUAAAUCCCUCAAUUUUUCUGAAUUUUUCGUACUAACGCCAUGAUUUCCUCUAGCAAGCUUAAAUCCGUCGAUUUUUAUCGAAAAAUUCCUAGAGAUUUGACGGAGGCAUCAUUGUCAGGUGCAGGAUUAUCAAUUGUCGCUGCUUUCUGCAUGAUUUUUUUGUUUGGUAUGGAGCUUAGCAGUUACUUGUCCCUCAAUACCUCAACUGCUGUGGUAGUUGAUAAGAGUCCUGAUGGGGAGUUCUUGCGCAUUGAUUUCAAUAUGAGCUUUCCAGCACUUUCUUGUGAAUUCGCUUCAGUGGAUGUGAGUGAUGUAUUGGGAACGAACAGGUUGAAUAUCACAAAAACAAUCCGCAAAUUUUCGAUAGAUUCACAUUUGAGACCAACUGGUCCUGAAUUUCUAUCUGGACCCACUACAAAUCUCGUUAAGCAUGAUGAUGAUGGCGAGGAAGACUAUGGUGAAGGUUCUCUUGUCCUAAGUGGGCAAAAUUUUGAUAGAGUCGCGCAGGAGCAUGAUAUUUUGGUCGUCAACUUUUAUGCUCCUUGGUGUUACUGGAGCAAAAAACUGAGACCUGCAUGGGAAAAGACAGCAAUGAUCAUCAGAGAGAGACAUGAUCCAGAAGCUGAUGGCCGUGUUGUUUUGGGGAAUGUAGACUGCACUGUUCAAGUUGAUUUGUGUAGGAGGCAUCAUAUACAAGGCUAUCCAUCUAUCCGAGUUUUUCGUAAAGGAAGUGAUGUAAAGGAUGACCAUGGACAUCAUGAACAUGAAUCUUACUAUGGGGACCGUGACACUGAUAGUCUUGUCAAGUUUGUAGAGUCUCUGGUUUCACCAAUUGCAUUGGAGAACAAGGCUCUCGCCCUUGAAGAUAAGUCUGGCAAUAAGACUGAGCAUAUAAAGAGGCCAGCGCCAUCUGCAGGUGGAUGUAGAAUUGAAGGAUUUGUCCGUGUUAAGAAGGUUCCUGGAAAUCUUAUUGUAUCCGCUCGUUCUGGAUCACAUUCAUUUGAUGCAUCUAAGAUGAACAUGUCUCAUAUUAUUAGUCAUCUUUCAUUUGGCAAGAGAAUUACGCCCAAGGUGAUGAGUGAUGUCAAAAGGAUCAUACCAUAUCUUGGUGCAAGUCAUGAUCGAUUAAGUGGUCGAUCAUAUAUCACUCUAGACGACUCGACAGAUGCAAAUGUUACUAUUGAGCAUUAUCUUCAAGUGGUAAAAACUGAAGUGAAAACAUCAAAUGAUCGCACAUUGGUUGAGGAGCAUGAAUAUACUGCACACAGUAGUUUGGUUCAGAGUCAUGACAUCCCAGUCGCCAAAUUUCACUUUGAGCUCUCUCCUAUGCAGGUGCUCAUCACAGAAAAUCCCAGAUCUUUUUCGCACUUCAUUACCAAUGUUUGUGCUAUCAUUGGUGGUGUCUUCACGGUUGCUGGGAUCUUGGACUCUAUUCUGCACAACACACUUCGGCUGGUGAAGAAAGUUGAGUUGGGAAAAAACUUUUGAUGGAAAGCAACACAUCUUAUGGUCUUGCUUCCCAAUGCAGGAGGAAGAGGGCUCUAUAGUCUAGUGUUGUAUGUUCACAAUUUUCCACAGGCCCUGAUAUUCAACUAUAGAAAUUUCAAUUGUGCAGUAGGGUGCGGACAGUAUAUAGAGAAAGAUUGACAACAUCUGUUCGAUUCUCUUUUAUUUCUUUUUAGAGAUACUUUUAUAAUUUCUCAUUAGACAUAUUGACAUACAGAUAGACAUACAGUAGCUUCUUCCUUCAUUCUCUUCUGAAUUCGACAAGUGUUGCAUUGUUACCACAAUUGGUAAUGAAGAAUAAAUCAACAAUGCAUGCGGAUUGUAGUGAUACUCAACUUCUCCUUUUGUUUGGUCUAUGAGAUCUGACUUGCUUGUCUUUCA